Molecule: messenger RNA, 1842 nt
Organism: Carya illinoinensis
Lineage: Eukaryota; Viridiplantae; Streptophyta; Magnoliopsida; Fagales; Juglandaceae
Product: protein FAR1-RELATED SEQUENCE 5-like
Exons: 4
Coding region: 1-1842 (613 amino acids)
Source: RefSeq, a predicted model, not a curated record
AUGGAGAAAGGGAAAGGGAAAGAGCAUGCAUCUCCUAUAACGCCUCUUGCCACUAAUCCAUUAAUUAAUCCAUCAACUCAGGUGAUACCAAGACCAUUUUAUACAUAUUUGUCAACACCUCCUACCACAAAUGCAUCUAUCAAUCCAACAACCCAGGUGAUACCAAUAUCAUUUUAUCCAGAUUUCUCAAGUUAUAUGCAUGGGGGCCAUGCACCAAUGCCACAUGCUCUGUUACCACCUUUCUUACCUUGUCCUAAUGCCAACCCAUCGUCAUGGACUUGUCAGGAAAAUCUUAUGCCAAAAUUUCAGUCAUCAGCUCCCCCCUCUUUGAUUGGUAUUCCAUCUGGAAGCUCCAGCUGUGUUGAAGAAAUUCAAGAGCCCACACCUAACUCGAGGGAGGUUGAAAUCUUCUCUACAUCCUCUGAAUCCGAAGAUAACAAUGAGGCGGAGAUAGAAAAUACAGUGCAUAAUGAGGGGGCCGAUAUCAUUGAGGAGCCGAAGGUGGGGAUGGUCUUCAAAUCUCAAGACGAGUUAGUGGCAUAUUAUAAAGGUUAUGGGAAACAAUGCGGUUUUGGGAUAAUGACUCAAAGGAGUCAUAGGUUUGAGGAUGGGAGCCUCAGAUAUAUCACGCUUUGUUGUUCUCGUGGUGGGAAGGCACGGAACCGUACGACAAAUGUUGCGAGGCCACGUCCGACGUCAAAGACUGACUGUAAGGUAAAGAUAAAUGCUACGUUCAUGGAUGGAGUGUUCAAGUUGUUGAGUGUUAACAAUUCCCACAAUCACGGCCUAAGUCCACAGAAGUCGAGAUUCUUUCGCUGUAAUAGAGAAGUGAGCGAGUCUGUUAAGACAGUAUUAGAUACAAAUGAUCAAGCUGGCAUUAGACUAAACAAGAGUUUUGCAGCACUUGUGCAAGAAGCGGGUGAGUUUGAGAACUUGCCUUUCAGUGAGAAAGAUUGCAGAAAUUAUAUUGAUAAGGCACGCCACUUUCGACUUGGGAAAGGUGGCGCUGAAGCCCUUCGUCAGUAUUUUGCUAGGAUACAGUACAAAAAUGAUGGAUUCUUUUCAGACAUCGACCACGAUGAUGAUGGAAGGUUGAAGAAUGUCUUCUGGGCAGAUGCACGGAGCAGGGCAGCCUAUAAAUAUUUUGGUGAUGUUGUGACAUUUGACACCACAUACCUGACAAAUAGGUAUGGAAUGCCGUUUACACCGUUUGUUGGUGUAAACCACCAUGGUCAAUCAAUCCUUCUGGGGGCAGGAUUGAUUUCUAACGAGGAUACGGAAACAUUUGCAUGGCUGUUUCAGACUUGGCUAAACUGUAUGGAUGGGGAAGCUCCAAAGGCCAUUAUCACAGAUCAAGAUAGAGCUAUGAAGAAUGCAAUUGCUCUCGUCUUUCCCAAUACACGACACAGAUAUUGUUUGUGGCAUAUUCUAAAAAAAGUACCUGAGAAACUUGGUUCCCAUCAUGCAUACAAAACUGGGUUGAAAACUAGUUUAAUGAAGUGUGUGUAUGACUCUCAAACCAUAGGGGAGUUUGAAAAUUGUUGGAAUGUGUUAAUUACCACGUACAAUUUGCAAGAAAAUGCUUGGUUGCAUAGUUUAUAUGAUGAGCGUUCGUUUUGGGUACCAGUAUUCUUGAAAGAAAUAUUUUGGGCUAGGAUAAGUACAACACAACGAAGCGAGAGCAUGAAUGCUUUCUUUGAUGGCUACGUACAUUCGAGGACAAACUUAAAAGAGUUUGUCGAUCAAUUUGAUAAUGCAUUGCGAAAGAAGAUUGAAAAUGAAAAUGGGGCGGACUUCCAUUCAUUCCACGUCACAAUUCCCGUCGUCUCAAUCUCCACUUGA